Messenger RNA from Pterocles gutturalis (yellow-throated sandgrouse), 1448 nucleotides. Its product is annotated as sodium-dependent lysophosphatidylcholine symporter 1-like. Gene Ontology annotation, biological process: carbohydrate transport. The annotation marks the transcript as partial. The transcript has 13 exons. Gene Ontology annotation, cellular component: membrane. The record is from RefSeq and is a predicted model, not a curated record. NCBI's taxonomy places the organism in Eukaryota, Metazoa, Chordata, Aves, Pterocliformes, Pteroclidae. Gene Ontology annotation, molecular function: symporter activity.
AUGGAGAGCCUGCAGGAGAGCCGAGGGGAAAGCCGAGACCGGCUGGACUAUCUGCUCUCUGCGGAGGAGCCGGCACUGCCGCUCUGCCGAAAGCUGUGCUAUGCCGUCGGGGGCAUUCCCUACCAGAUGACAGGCAAUGCCCUUGGGUUCUUCCUCCAGAUCUUCCUGCUGGAUGUUGUCCAGCUGGAGCCAUUCCAUGCCUCUUUGAUCAUUUUCCUUGGAAGAGCCUGGGAUGCGGUUACUGACCCCGUUAUUGGCUUCCUAGUCAGCAAGAGCCCAAGGAGAAAAUACGGCAAGUUGAUCCCAUGGAUCGCAGGCUCCACGCCCUUUGGGGUGCUCUGCUACUGCAUGAUGUGGCUGACCCUCUCGGAUGCCACCCCCACCUCCCUGAAAUUCCUGUGGUACCUGCUCAUGUACUGCUUCUUCCAGACUUGCAUGACCUGCUACCACGUGCCGUACUCUUCGCUGACAAUGUUCCUGGGAGGAACCCAGAGAGACCGUGACUCAGCCACUGCCUACAGAAUGGGGCUGGAGGUGUUCAGCACGCUCCUUGGGUCAGGAAUCCAGGGGCAGAUCGUGGGCAGUUACCAUGCCCGCACGACGAACAGCUGCUACGUGUCAAACGAGACCCUGCCCAACACCAGCACCCACAGCCUCACGGACUCUCUGGAGAACACGCGCAGAGCCUAUGUGUUUGCAUCCCUGGUCCUGGGCUCAAUCUAUGGCCUGUCCUGUCUAAUCCUCAUCUUUGGAGUCAGGGAGCAGCCUGGGCCCCUCAGCCCCCUGGGGAAGGUUGAGCUGCCCUUUGCCAGCUGCCUGAGGAUGAUCCUGGGACACAAGCCCUACACCCAGCUGCUCUGUGGCUUCCUCUUUGCGUCCCUGGCCUUCCAGAUCACCCAGGGGAUCUUUGCCUUCUUCUGCACUCAUGCCGCAGGGCUGGCCGGGAAGUUCCAGCAUUUGGUGCUUAUCAUGCUGGUCACGGCUUCCCUCUCUAUUCCAUUUUGGCAGUGGUUUUUGGGGAGAUUUGGAAAGAAAACAGCAGCGUCACUGGGGCUGGCGCUGAUCAUCCCAGCCCUGGUAGCUGUCACCCAGGUGAGGCAGAACUUCCUGGCCUUCGUCUUCCUGGUGAUGGUGGCAGGCUGCAGCACGGCUGUGCUCUACCUCUUGCCGUGGUCCAUGCUGCCAGAUACGGUGGAUGACUUCAUGCUGAGGAACCCCAGCUGCCUCAACCUGGAGGCUCUCUUCUACUCCUUUUAUGUCUUCUUCAACAAGUUUGCAGGUUACCACGCAGGAGACUGCACGUACAACCCCUCCGUCGUCCUUGCCCUGCAGCUUCUCAUGGCCCCCAUCCCAAUAAUUCUGCUGCUCAUUGCCAUCAUCAUCUUCUGCCUCCAUCCCAUCGAUGAGGAGAGGAGGAAGCAGAUGAGAAUGGAGAUGGAGGCAAUGGG